Molecule: messenger RNA, 987 nt
Organism: Daphnia magna
Lineage: Eukaryota; Metazoa; Arthropoda; Branchiopoda; Diplostraca; Daphniidae
Exons: 4
Coding region: 1-963 (320 amino acids)
Source: RefSeq, a predicted model, not a curated record
AUGUCUCAAACGAAACCGUUGAAAAAUGGAGACGAGAAAAGAAUACCCUCUGUUUUUAAAGUUGGGAAUAAGUGCAUAAAAUGGCAAUCAAUUAUUCCUGGACUUAAAAAAACAUCCAAACUGUGUGUUCGUCAUUUUGACGAAUCCGAUAUUGUCAAAGGCGUUACAGUUGGGCAUGACUUUUACUCUGCAAAGAGAUGGAGAUUCUCUUUUAGUGCCCAACCAAAACAUUAUUUAGAUGGAUGUUUUGCCUCUGCUUUGAAACAAAACAAACAACGCAUUCCACUUAAGCAGUUGUUUCAAAACGAAAACAGAAGUUUUCAUGGCCAGAAGACUAAUGUAUUGUCAACACAUUCUGUGCAAGAUUGUUCCAAUUCAAGUGCAGCUGCUACCAGUAUUGACUCUUUCGUAAACUCUCCAUCAUCACAAGAUUCUGUGCAAGACUGCUUCAACAUCAGUGCAGCUGACACCAGUAUAGACUCUUUCGUAAACUCUGCAUCACCAUAUUCACUCUGCAUAUGUGGUUACCUUAUGAAAACACGGGAUUCAGUGUGGAAGGAUUGCGAUGCUUGCAAAAACAGUCUGAUCACGAAGUAUGAGGAUUUGUCUCUAGAUUUCGUUUCAGCGGAAUACACUGCUUCUUGUAAUUACGGCGGUUUAAUAUUCGUAACCGUGAAUUUUUUCAAAAUUAUUAGACUCGUAGAAAGUGUAAUAUUUAAUUUCUUCGAAGAAAAAGAACACAUUUACGUAACUAAUUGUUUUGAAAAAGUUAUGACCCAGUUAUGCGAGUUAAAAAUUCCCAAUCCUUGCUGCAAAUUGCACGAGGAAUCAUUGCCUUAUUUAAUAAUUGAAUACGUACAAAUUCGGUUCCACACUGAGUCAAAACGUUUUCGAAAUUUGUACCUUUCAAAGACCCGCACUGACAUGAACUUUAAUAAAAAAAUUUAUCGCACUGCUAGUUAAGACCAAAGAAGAACUAAUGCGCAA